Messenger RNA from Gadus morhua (Atlantic cod), 3888 nucleotides. It is a transcript of the gene cep131, whose product is annotated as centrosomal protein 131. NCBI's taxonomy places the organism in Eukaryota, Metazoa, Chordata, Actinopteri, Gadiformes, Gadidae. The coding region runs from base 225 to 3656 and encodes 1143 amino acids. The record is from RefSeq and is a predicted model, not a curated record. The transcript has 27 exons. Gene Ontology annotation, biological process: cilium assembly; intraciliary transport involved in cilium assembly; regulation of centrosome duplication. Gene Ontology annotation, cellular component: centriolar satellite.
CCACAACAUACACAGCGCGUUUCUUCGGCCAAUCACGGCUGCCGAGGGGCGGAGUCUCCGUCCCGUUGCGCCGUUGCGUUGUGACGACGUCACCACGGAGGUUAUAAAUCCGUGUGGAGACCACACGACUUCCAUCGCACAGAGAGGAGGACGUUCGUGUUUAUAUCUGACUCCGUGUUUACCGAGCGAUGCUGUGGACGGCUCUCCAUCAGCGCUCUUGAGAGAUGAUGCAUCGGAGCAGCCGCAGCCCCCCGUCCGCCUCCAGCCUGGCUCCGGGAGACCCCCUGGACCUCAGCCUCUCGGGCUCCCAGCUCUCCGUGUCCAGACGGCCCGGCAGUGCCGUCGCUGCGGGGAAGGCCUUCACCCGCUCCGUCUCCGUGGCCGCGGACAGCAAGGGGAAACGCAACACGCUGAGUGAUGCUAGCCUUGGAGGCCCGCGCUCCAUCAAGAACCUGCGGCGGUCCAACAGCACAACGCAGGUCAACCAGCAGGCCAACAUCAGCUUAAGCGAGGAGCCCCGAGACGACUUCUUGGCCGUGUUCGACAGCAGCUCAGACGGACGCAGGAAGCUGGCCAGCCUCAGCAAGGCCUCGCCAGACAGGACCACAUGGAACAUACUGGACGACCAGCCCCGAGCGCCGCCCCUGGCGGGCAGCGUCCGCAGCGCGGGCAGCGUGGACUCCCAGACGGGGAGGAGGAGGGACACGGGCCGCACCCUGGCUGCCAACUUCACCGCCAACAACAGGAGUAACAAAGGCGCGGUGGGCAACUCCGUCACCACCAUCCUGCACAACAACUACUCUGAGAAGCCCCUCACCCCAAAGAGCUCCAAUCAGAGGCCCACCUUCAAUAACCUGCUCAAGGCCACGGGGAACGACGAGGCGUCUCUGGAGCACGGCUCCGUCACCAAGUCCCAGAAGAACUUCGCCUCGGCCGCGCCCCCCGGCGCCAGCUCCCGGCCCCCCCCCAGCGCCGCCUCGCCCACAGGGGGGGGCGCCCCCCAGGGCAGCCCCGCCCCCGCCCGGAGGACGGAGGUCACGGAGCAGGAGGCGGAGAGGUUCAUCCAGCAGGUGAACCAGGCGGUGGUCACCAUCCAGCGCUGGUACCGUCACCACGCCGCGCGGGGCCGCAGGGGCCAGGCCGCCCUCAGGAGGCUGCUGGCCGCCAGGAAGGAGCGAGCGGAGCAGGAGCGAAGCCCGGAGGCCCAGCAGCAGCAGAGGAGGAGGAGGGAGGAGGAGAGGAGGCGCGUCCGUGAGGAGAAGGCCCGCCUGGCCCGCCUCUCCGCCAUACAGGAGCUGCAGCAGAAGCGGGCCCAGCAGGCGGCCGACGCCCAGGCGUCCCUGGACCAGGACCUGGAGGGGCUCCGGGGGGGCGGCCGAGGGGGCCGCAAGCAGCCCGCCCAGACCCUCCUCGCCAACAACAGCCCCGCCCCCACGGCCCAGAAGGACCGUCCCUCGCCCACGGACCUGAAGGCCAGGCCCACAGACUCCAUCUGCAACGCGGUGGACGACAUCUGUGAGGUCACCAGCUUCAGGGCCGCCUCCCCGGCGCCGUCCAAUCGCAGGGGCUCCCAGUGUUCCCAGGACAUCCUGCAGCGGUCUGUGAGCGUGGAGGACCAGCGGCUGGCCCCGCCCUCCUGCCACGCCCAGUCAAGCCACGCCCAGUCGAGCCACGCCCAGUCCAAGACCACCCUGAACGACCUGCUGGACACCCUGAAGCUGUUGGAGGAGGAGCCGGAGAAGCUGUCGGAGCCCGGGAAGGGCUUCUCUCGGGACAAGUACGCCUGGAUCGACGAGGACGGGGACUCCACCUCGCUGACCACGGACAACCUGGAGCGCCACGGCCAGAUGACCCACAAUGCAGCGCUGCCGGGCGGCGGCGCCCUGCUGUCGGAGGCCAAGCUGCAGAGCAUCAUGAGCUUCCUGGACGAGAUGGAGCAGUCCGAGCAGGAGCGGCCUCGCUCCGGGACCUCUGGGUCCCACCGGGAGAUGGGCGUGUCGGAGGAGGAGCUGGCCGGCCUAGAGCACGUCUCCGCCACCGCUGCUGAGGUCACGACCUCCGUGAUGAGGCUGAAGCUGGACCUCGCAGAGAAGAGACGGACCGUCAACAUGCUGCAGGCGGCGCUGGCCCAGCAGAGGGAGCUGACGGUGCGCCACGUCAAGGAGACGGAGAAGGAGCUCAACAGAAACUUCCAGCUGCAGCGGGAACAGUACGAGGCGGCCAUUCAGAGACACCUGGCGUUCAUUGAUCAGCUGAUCGACGAUAAGAAGGCCCUGGGCGAGCGGUGCGAGGCACUGGUGGCCGAGCUGCAGCAGGUGGACCAGAAGUACACCAAGAAGAUCUCCCAGAUGGAGGAGCAGCACCAGCUGGUGUGGCAAAUUCUGGGUCCCUUGUGUGAGGAGAUCAAGAAGCUGAAGGAGCUGAUGAGCGCCACGGAGAAGGUGCGUCGGGAGAAGUGGAUCGACGAGAAGACCAAGAAGAUCAAAGAGAUCACCGUCAAAGGCCUGGAGCCGGAGAUCCAGAAGCUGAUCUCCAAACACAAGCAGGAGCUGCAGCGGCUGCGGCUGGCCCACGACGGGGAGCUGCAGACGUCGGACGCGCGCGCCGCUCAGCGCUACGUCCGCCAGGGCGAGGAGCUGCGGCAGCAGCUGGAGAGGGACAAGGACGAGCAGUGUCAGCGGGAGAAGGAGACGGCCAAGCAGAGGUAUGAGCAGCAGCUCCAGGAGGAAGAGAUGUCCUUGCAGCAGCAGAGGAGGCGUCUCUACAAGGAGGUGUCCGAGGAGAAGGAGAGGCUGGGCCAGCUGGCCGCUCGGCAGCGGGCGGAGCUGGAGGAUCUGCGGCGGACGCUGGAGGACAACAGCUCCCUGGCGUGCCACGCCCUCCGGGAGGAGCUGGAGAGGAGCCGGGAGGAGCAGGAGAGGAGGCACCAGGUGGAGAUGAAGUCUUUGAAAGAACGGAUGGAGAUCGAAAAGCAGACUUGGGAGGAGAACUACAUGAAGAAAGAGGAGGCGUGGCUGCUGGGCCGGGAGCGGGAGCUGAAGGAGGAGGUGAGGCGCGGCCGCGACCAGGAGAUAGAGCUCGCCAUCAGGAGGCUGGAGGAGGAGGGCAGCGGCGCCCGCGGCGAGAGCGAGAGGGCGGCCGAGAACAGGGUGAAGCGGGUGCGGGAGCAGUACGAGGUGGAGCUGCGGGAGCUGGAGCAGUCUGAGCGGGCGGCGGUGGAGAAGCAGCAGCAGCUCAGGAGGCUUCAGACGGAGACGGAGGCGGAGCUCCAGCGGCUGCAGGCCCGUCUGCAGCAGAGGGACCAGGAGAUGGAGGACCUGGUGCAGAGCCGGGACAAGCUGUCGGCGGAGCGGCGAGGCCUGGCCGAGGUCAUCCGGACAGAGUUCGCAGAGCGGCUGGUGGCCACGGAGGAGGAGAACCGCCGCAUGAAGGUGGAGGUGGCGGAGGCGCGCGCCCGGCUGCGGCUGGAGGUGGAGCGCGUCAGCAGGGAGAAGGAGGCGGAGCUGGCCGAGGUCCACCAGAGAGUGAAGUCGGCCAUCUUGAAGAAAGAAGAGACUGUGAGUAGCCUUCGGAAGCAGCAUGAGGCCGCUUUGAAGAGGGCGGAACACUUGGAGGCCCUGUGGGAACAACAGAGGAAACAGCUGUCAGAUAAAUAGCCCCCCCCACUGCUGACCCCCCUGCCCCACUCGUACCAAGACUUCUGGAUUCCUCCGCAGUGGAUGGGGUUGUGUUGGUGGAACCCAAACAGGCUGAAACAAGAAGGCCCCAGAGAAGAGACUGACGCCGUACGAUAUACCUCAAGUUAUACACGACAGGCAAAGGGUGUGUGUGUGUGUGUGUGUGUGUGUGUGUGUGUGUGUGUGUGUGUGUGUGUGUGUGUGUGUGUGU